AUGGGCAAGACCAAGAAGGGCUCAACGUCGGCGAACGGCGAAGCGUCGAAGCCCAAGAGUGGCGAUGCGGCAAUUCAGCUGACGAACGGCUUCCUCGCCGUACCCCUCGCCAUCCCGCACACGAGCGCAAAACACUGGCUCUACGUCCGACAACAUGCAGCUUCACAGACCGCAUCCAGCUCCAAACUUGAUAAGCUGCCAGCGGAUCGCACGCUAUUCAUGGCCAACUUGCCGGUGGACGCGGACGAAGAGUGGGUUCGGGGGGUGUUUGGUAAAGUGGGCGGCGUGAGCAGCGUCAAGUUCCGGAGGCAGGCGGUGGCGGAUGAGGAGGAUGAGCGGGAAAUGGUUGGCGAAGGCGAGUCGGGCUCCGAAGCCGAAGAGGAAGAAGAGCAUCAGCUUGCGGCUGCAGAGCAAAAGGGCGGAAAGAAGAAGAAAGGCAAGCAGCAGGAGCGCAAGAGUCGAGUGCCGCGCGUUACACCUCUACCCAGUCUGGAUCCGCGCGAGGCGGCUGGGGGCACAUCCUUUUUGGCCACGGCGAGCAGUGCGCAUGUCGUCUUCCUCGAUGGGCUCACAUUGACCCGUGCGAUGGAAGCGCUUCGAAAAGGUCUUCGCUGGCCCACACGCAAGGAAGACGCUCCGCCAACCGGACUCACGUUCCUUCUUCAGCAACACACGCUCUCCCGUCCAGCACUACCGGCCAUCGCCGCGUGGGCCAACUCGACGAUUGCCCUGCACACCUACCGCGUCGCCCACCCGGCACCACGUCGUCUCGGCGUACGCGGCGUCACCCUCGGCCCCUCUGGCGAACUCCUCGACGAGGACGGAUUCAUCAUCGUCCAACGCUCUUCCAGCAGCAAAUACGGUCGUGUCGGCGCAUCCGCCGAAUCCGGCGGCUCGGUGGGCAUCGCCAAGGGCGGCUAUGUCGAAGGCAAGAACGGCAAACGCAAGAGCGAGGGUCUGCAGGACUUCUACCGCUUCCAGCUAAGAGAGCGCAAGAGGGACGAGCUCAAGGAACUGAGGAUCAAGUUCGAGAGGGAUCGAGCCAAGGUGGCCAAGUUGAAGGAGGGGAGGCGAUUCAAGCCGUAUUGA
Molecule: messenger RNA, 1089 nt
Organism: Kalmanozyma brasiliensis GHG001
Lineage: Eukaryota; Fungi; Basidiomycota; Ustilaginomycetes; Ustilaginales
Product: Ribosomal RNA-processing protein 7
Exons: 1
Coding region: 1-1089 (362 amino acids)
Biological process (GO): ribosomal small subunit assembly; rRNA processing
Cellular component (GO): UTP-C complex; CURI complex
Molecular function (GO): nucleic acid binding
Source: RefSeq, a predicted model, not a curated record